This is a messenger RNA of Arabidopsis lyrata subsp. lyrata, 1439 nucleotides long. RefSeq lists its product as uncharacterized. The coding region runs from base 180 to 1136 and encodes 318 amino acids. NCBI's taxonomy places the organism in Eukaryota, Viridiplantae, Streptophyta, Magnoliopsida, Brassicales, Brassicaceae. The transcript has a single exon. The record is from RefSeq and is a predicted model, not a curated record.
ACUAAAAAUAGUUUUGGUAACGCAUAAAGAUUUUUUUCCGUUUACUCCAAUGUUACUUUUUUUGUUUUUUUUUGUUUCCUGACCAUAUUUACACAGAGCCAAUCAGAGCCUUGUUUCAUCGUCUUGUCGAGGAGGCGAUAAUAUUAGAUCUGCUCACCAUUUCUCCGCCAUCGCCGAAGAUGGGAGACAACAACCCUAACCGACCAGAAGCCGAACGUCUUCUCGGAAUCGCAGAGAAGCUUCUGGAGUCACGAGAUCUCAACGGUUCAAAAGAGUUUGCAAUCUUAGCUCAAGAAACAGAGCCACUCCUCGAAGGCACCGAUCAAAUCCUCGCCGUCGUCGAUGUCCUCCUCUCAUCUUCCUCAGAGAAUCGCAUCAAAAACAAACCAAACUGGUACAAAAUCCUUCAGAUCGAAGAUCCAAAUGAAUCAUCAACAGACAACGAUCUAAUCAAGAAACAAUACCGUCGUCUGGCUCUUCUUCUCCACCCAGACAAAAACCGCUUCCCUUUCGCCGAUCAAGCUUUCAGAUUCGUGCUUGAUGCAUGGGAAGUUCUAUCAACACCUUCAAAGAAAUCUCAAUUCGAUCGAGAUUUGAAUCUCAUCUUCACAAAAGUAGAUCUCAAUACUCAAAAAUCGAAGAAGAAAACAACAACCAAUGAGAAGAUGGCUACGUUUUGGACGGCGUGUCCGUAUUGUUACAGUCUUCAUGAGUAUCCUAGGGUUUAUCAAGAGUAUUGUAUCAGAUGUCAAAACUGUCAAAGAGCGUUUCACGCGGCCAUUAUUCCUCAAUUGCCUCCGUUGGUUCCUGGAAAAGAUGAGUAUUAUUGUUGUUGGGGGUUUUUUCCGAUGGGAUUUGUUGGUGGUAAAGGAGGAGAAGCCGCCAUUGCUAACGGAGUUGAUGCUGCCAAAUUCCCUAAUUGGAUGCCUCCGCUUUUCUCAUCCGGCGGCGUUGCAGCUCCUCCAAGUGUUAAUGGUGGCGGAUACGGGGUUGGUCACCCGUCUUCUUCGCAUGGUGUUCAGGUUAGCUUUGAUGGAUGGUCAGGUGGUGCAGCGAAGAGAGACAACGUUGGAGUUAAUUUAGAUGGAACGCCGAAGAAGAGAGGAAGAGGAAGGCCGAAGAAGAAUCCGGUUUAGUGAUCUCCGGUGAUGGUGAAAUGUGGAAGAAAAAUUUUUAAGGCAAGUUUUUUUUUUUCAAGGCAAGGAAGAUUAGUGUUUGUUGUCUUAGUGUAAUCUUUUUCUUUUUCUUAUGUAGUUUGUUAAUUUAACUUGUUCUAAUUUUAUUAUGCAUUUCUUUUUAUUCUUGCCAUUUUUCUCUGUGACUUUGUUGUUAUUACCGGUUGUUUUAUCUUCAUAUGCCUCUCUUAUUCGAAAUCUUUGUACCAUAAUUUGCUUUGAAACAUUUACAUUGACUAGUAGAGUAAAAACAAUCUAUUUAAA